CCUUUUUAGCAGUAAGAUAAGAGUAAUUUGCCUCUUUUUUCUUUGAUUUUCAGAACUAAGUUUCUUCAUAUACGUUCAUUUUGCUCUCUAUUGCUAGUAGCUUAAGAGUCUUUGAUGACUAUCAGUAAUUACUAUAGUGUAUAUAGCUAGACAUCACUAUUUAAACAUAGCGUCAGCAGUACUACGUCUGUUAAGUGAGACGUUCAAACAUGAAGAAAGUUGAGCUUUCGACGGUCUCGCCGCAAAAGAUUGACAAAUUGGCUUGUCAUUUUUUUGACCAAAUAUAGAAGAAGUCAUGACAGACCGUAAGAGAGUAGGCGGUCCUCUGGUUUCAGUACCUCCAACAUUUGAAGUGCCUGAACAACCUGCUUUUACGAGAGAUCGCAAUGCGGAUACUUGCCGAAAAAUAUAUCUGAAGCUAGGAUGGGCCACCAAGGCCAUGGGAAGCGCUUAUUAUGAGUCUGGUAAAAUCAAAAUUGGAUGCGGUGUUUAUGGUCCUAGACCAAACAAAACUUUUUCUUUCCAAAAUAUAGCUAAGUUGAAUUGCGAAGUUAAAUUUAGUCCUUUUUCGAUGCUUGAGAGGAAGGGACACGUACAGAGUGCUGAAGAAAAGGACUAUGGUUUCUUACUUGAAACAGCUCUUUCUCCUAGUAUCCUAUUACACUUGUAUCCAAAAAGUUCUAUUGAUGUUUAUGUACAGAUUCUUGAGAGCGAUGGAACAAUGGCAACAUUGGCGGCUGCCAUUACUUGUGCUUCUGCCGCUAUCGCUGACGCCAAUAUAGAAUGCAUUGAUUUGGUUACAGGUGUGAGUCUAUUAUAUAAAAUCCAAGGACCAGAAUAUUGGGUGGAUCCAGACUAUAUGGACGAGUGUGGUAGACCACGUCCGUACGGUUCUUUAGUAGUCGGCCACAUGGCUGCUCUUGGGCACGUAACUCAGAUUUGGGAGAAGGGGAAAUGCACUCCUGAACGGCUUAAGGAAUUGCUGGAGAAAUGUACAGAGACGGCAAAAGGAGUUCGUUUGGUGCUCAACCAUACCCUUAGUCAAGAGAAAUCGGGAUCCUUGGUUAACGAAACACCGUAAGUUGUCUUUUCGUGUUAGUUAGAAAAAAAUUUAUAUG
Molecule: messenger RNA, 1118 nt
Organism: Schizosaccharomyces octosporus yFS286
Lineage: Eukaryota; Fungi; Ascomycota; Schizosaccharomycetes; Schizosaccharomycetales; Schizosaccharomycetaceae
Product: exosomal 3'-5' exoribonuclease
Exons: 2
Coding region: 296-1081 (261 amino acids)
Biological process (GO): poly(A)-dependent snoRNA 3'-end processing; rRNA catabolic process; U4 snRNA 3'-end processing
Cellular component (GO): nucleolus; cytoplasmic exosome (RNase complex); nuclear exosome (RNase complex)
Source: RefSeq, a predicted model, not a curated record